UGUUCUUUUGGGGCGUUAUCUGUCGGCCGCGGGUUGCGAGUGGGUGGUGAGAAAGGGUGACGUCUGAAGGUUUUAUUUUUGCUGAACCCGGGCCCCGCCAACAACCCAAGCUGCCCCUCCAACAGUUCACGCCCCGGGGUCCUCCAGGCUGACGCUUCGCUCCUCCGACUUUUCCUCCUUUCCCUGCCCUCUCUAUCCAAUUCUCCACCUUAUUUCUGCCAUUGGGUCUGCACAAUGGUGAGCAUCGACAAAAAGACGUGCCUCAUCGUGAUAGACGGAUGGGGCAUCCCAGGCGAGAACUCGCCCAAGGAGGGCGAUGCCAUCCUCGCCGCCGAUACGCCGUGUAUGGAUGAGUUUGCGAAGGAGGGCUCGACGACCGCGCAGGGAUACACCGAGCUCGAGGCGUCGUCCCUCGCUGUCGGCCUUCCGGAGGGCCUGAUGGGCAACAGCGAGGUCGGCCACUUGAACAUUGGCGCAGGCAGAGUCGUCUGGCAAGACGUGGUCAAAAUCGACCUGACCAUCAAGAAGGACACCUUCAAGGACACCAAGGCGAUCCAGGACUCCUUCAACCGCGCCAAGAACGGCAAUGGCAGGCUCCACCUUCUGGGUCUGGUUUCGGACGGCGGCGUCCACUCGCACAUCAACCACCUCAUUGCCCUCCUCAAAGUCGCCAAGGACAUUGGCGUUCCUAAGGUCUACAUCCACUUCUUCGGCGACGGCCGUGAUACCGAUCCCAAGUCCGGCGCAAGAUACAUGGAGGACCUGCUCAAGGCUGCGAAGGAGGUUGGAGUCGGAGAGAUUGCGACUGUUGUCGGGCGCUACUACAUCAUGGACCGCGAUAAGAGGUGGGACAGAGUCGAAGUCGGCAUGAAGGGCCUGGUUCUGGGAGAGGGCGAGGACAGCGAUGAUCCGGUGGCCACCAUCAAGGAGAGGUACGAGAAGGGAGAGACAGACGAGUUCCUAAAGCCCAUCAUUGUUGGAGGAAAGGAGCGAAGAGUCCAAGACGGCGACACCUUGUUCUUCUUCAACUAUCGCUCUGACCGUGUCCGCGAGGUCACGCAGCUUCUGGGCGACUUCGAUCGCUCUCCGAAACCCGACUUCCCGUACCCCAAGGACAUCCAUCUGACUACCAUGACACGCUACAAUGUGAAGUAUACCUUCCCCAUUGCUUUCCCUCCACAGAAGAUGAACGAUGUCCUCGCCGAGUGGCUGGCGAAGCAGGGCUGCAAGCAGUGCCACGUCGCCGAGACGGAAAAGUACGCGCACGUUACUUUCUUCUUCAACGGGGGCAUCGAGAAGCAGUUUGACAUGGAAGAGCGCGACAUGAUCCCGUCGCCAAAAGUGGCUACUUAUGACAAGGAGCCCAAGAUGAGUGCCAUGGCGGUAGCAGACAAGAUGUGCGAGAGGAUCAAGGAGGGCAACUUCGAAUUCGUCAUGAACAACUUCGCUCCGCCAGACAUGGUCGGUCACACUGGCGUGUACGAAGCCGCUAUCGAAGGCUGCACAGAGACGGAUAAGGCCAUAAAGAAGGUCUACGAUCAAUGCAAAGAGAGCGGAUACGUGCUAUUUGUCACUGCAGAUCACGGCAACGCGGAAGAGAUGCUCAAUGAAGAGGGCAAGCCCAAGACGUCACACACGACGAACAAGGUGCCCUUCGUGAUGGCGAACGCUCCAGAAGGCUGGAGUCUGAAGAAGCACGACGGUGUUCUCGGCGACGUUGCACCCACCAUCCUCGAAGCUAUGGGUCUGUCGCAGCCGGAAGAUAUGGAGGGCCACAGCUUGCUUAUCAAGUCGUGAGAGGGCCCGAAGGCCUUCAACCUCCUUUUCCUCCCUUAAUCGCUUCCUCUGGUCUUUGAAACUCUGGGGAUGAUUGAACGCGAUGUAAGCAUAGAAAAUGACAUAGAGCAAUGGAUUGAUAGAGACGAACGACCUCUGCCAAAGUUAGCUGCGGUGUAGAUGAGGUAGCACGCUGAAUUAAGCUCUGCCCCGUUCAAGAUGAUAUCCAGCUGGCGGGUAAUAUGGUAUUGCCCGUUAUCGAACGUUAAACUUUACUCACGCCUCUUCGUGCUUGACCAGUGGAU
Messenger RNA from Trematosphaeria pertusa, 2081 nucleotides. RefSeq lists its product as uncharacterized. Gene Ontology annotation, biological process: glucose catabolic process. Gene Ontology annotation, molecular function: manganese ion binding. Gene Ontology annotation, cellular component: cytoplasm. The transcript is spliced from 3 exons. The coding region runs from base 235 to 1797 and encodes 520 amino acids. The record is from RefSeq and is a predicted model, not a curated record. NCBI's taxonomy places the organism in Eukaryota, Fungi, Ascomycota, Dothideomycetes, Pleosporales, Trematosphaeriaceae.